UUAAACUCAUAUUCACUCACUUCUUCAUCUGAGAAUUAGUAAAAACCCAGAUGGGUCUCAUGGGUUCUCUUCGGAACCAACUAUGGCUCUUGAUCUCAAUCUUAAUACCUCUUCUUAUCUUCCACUUGGUCGUCGCUUCCUCCGAUCUCGACAGCUCUUACUUCGAGGGCGGUCGUUAUCUUAGCUCCAAGGAUUCGACCAAGAAGAAUCGAAGCUCUUCUGGGCGUUUAUUGUUAUCUUUAAAGACAACAGACACGGAAUCUGGUGCUUGGACUAAGGAUUGCUCAGAACAAGUGUUGGAACUCGCGACACGGCCAGAGACUGUUGAGUGGUUGAAGGGGUUGAGGAGAAGGAUUCAUGAGAACCCUGAACUGGCUUUUGAGGAGUUCGAGACGAGUAGGUUAAUUCGGACCGAGUUGGAUCGAUUGCAUAUCGAAUACCGCUUCCCUUUGGCCGAGACAGGCAUCAGGGCUUCUAUUGGUACUGGUGGCCCUCCUUUCGUCGCCAUCAGAGCUGACAUGGAUGCUCUUCCCAUUCAGGAAGCGGUGGAAUGGGAACACAAGAGCAAAGUUCCUGGAAAAAUGCAUGCUUGUGGGCAUGAUGCGCAUGUGGCCAUGUUGAUUGGUGCUGCUAAGAUAUUGAAGAGCCGAGAGCAUCAUCUUAAGGGAACUGUGAUAGUGCUUUUUCAGCCAGCUGAAGAAGCUGGGAAUGGUGCAAAGCGGAUGAUGGCAGAUGGGGCUUUGGAGAAUGUGGAGGCCAUCUUUGCUGUUCAUGUAUCACAUGAGAAUCCAACAGCAACCAUUGGCUCAAGGCCUGGUCCCUUGCUGGCUGGCUGUGGCUUCUUUAGAGCUGUGAUAAGUGGAAAGGGGGGCAAUGCAGGGAGUCCACAUCAGUCUGUUGAUCCUGUUUUGGCUGGCUCUGCUGCCGUAAUCAGCCUACAGAAUAUUGUAUCUCGUGAAGCAAAUCCACUUGACUCACAGGUAGUGUCAGUGGCUUCAUUUAAUGGAGGGGAUAAUCUUGACCAGAUUCCUGGAUCUGUUAUUUUAUCUGGUACCUUCAGGGCUUUCUCCAACUCAAGCUUCUAUCGUCUCCUACAAAGGAUUGAGGAGGUGAUUGUAGAACAGGCUAGUGUCUACAGAUGUUCUGCCACUGUUGACUUCUUUGAGAAGGAAAACCUGAUAUACCCUCCAACAGUGAAUGAUGAACAUAUGUAUGAGCAUGUAAAGAAGGUAGCCAUAGAUUUGGUGGGUCUCAAGAAUUUCAGGGUGGUCGAACCGAUGAUGGGUGCAGAAGACUUCUCCUUCUACUCACAGGCAAUCCCAGCAGCCUUCUUUUACAUUGGUGUGAGGAAUGAAACAUUAGGAUCAACACACUCGGGUCACUCUCCUUAUUUCAUGAUUGAUGAAGACGUUCUUCCCAUUGGUGCUGCAGCUCAUGCUGCAAUUGCUGAAAGGUACCUAAACGAGCAUGGAUGAGAUUGUAUUCCUGAGAAUUGGAAAACAGGUGCUAUUGGUAAGUUGAAUGGACGUGGGAAGAUUAACGAAAGCCAUCACUCACGAAAAAUCUUUUCUAGUUCAGUAACUUCUCUGUGUUUUUUUCCCCUUUAGUUGGGUUGUAGAAGCUUCCUCUGGUUGUAAGUAAAAUGAAGGGAAGGGAAGUGAAAUUGGU
Molecule: messenger RNA, 1668 nt
Organism: Telopea speciosissima
Lineage: Eukaryota; Viridiplantae; Streptophyta; Magnoliopsida; Proteales; Proteaceae
Product: IAA-amino acid hydrolase ILR1-like 6
Exons: 5
Coding region: 51-1475 (474 amino acids)
Biological process (GO): jasmonic acid metabolic process; auxin metabolic process
Cellular component (GO): endoplasmic reticulum
Molecular function (GO): IAA-Ala conjugate hydrolase activity
Source: RefSeq, a predicted model, not a curated record